This is a messenger RNA of Otolemur garnettii (small-eared galago), 1558 nucleotides long. RefSeq names its product Ras suppressor protein 1 (gene RSU1). The transcript has 9 exons. Gene Ontology annotation, molecular function: protein binding. The coding region runs from base 103 to 936 and encodes 277 amino acids. Lineage: Eukaryota; Metazoa; Chordata; Mammalia; Primates; Galagidae. The record is from RefSeq and is a predicted model, not a curated record.
UGUUCCUCGUUGGUGCCAGCUUUGCGCCGGUGAGGUGUGCGACUCUUGCCGCCGACGCCUGUCGCUCCACGCCCACCCCGCUAGGUGCUGCUCUCCGCGACCAUGUCCAAGUCCCUGAAAAAGUUGGUGGAGGAGAGUCGCGAGAAGAACCAGCCGGAAGUGGACAUGAGUGACCGCGGCAUCUCCAACAUGCUGGAUGUCAACGGCUUGUUUUCUUUAUCCCAUAUCACACAACUGGUCCUCAGCCACAACAAGCUAACAACUGUGCCACCGAACAUCGCAGAACUGAAGAAUUUGGAAGUGCUCAACUUCUUUAAUAACCAGAUUGAGGAGCUCCCCACGCAGAUCAGCAGCCUUCAAAAACUAAAGCACCUGAACCUUGGCAUGAACAGGCUGAACACGCUGCCCCGAGGGUUCGGGUCUCUACCAGCUCUUGAGGUUCUGGACUUGACCUACAACAACUUAAAUGAAAAUUCUCUGCCUGGGAACUUCUUCUACCUUACCACCCUGCGCGCACUCUAUCUAAGUGACAACGAUUUUGAAAUCCUGCCGCCAGAUAUUGGGAAGCUCACAAAGUUGCAGAUACUCAGCCUGAGGGAUAAUGACCUGAUCGGGCUGCCUAAGGAAAUAGGGGAGCUCACGCAGCUUAAGGAACUCCACAUUCAGGGGAACCGUCUGACUGUUCUGCCCCCCGAACUAGGAAACUUGGAUUUAACUGGUCAGAAACAAGUAUUCAAAGCAGAGAACAAUCCCUGGGUUACCCCGAUUGCUGAUCAGUUCCAGCUUGGUGUGUCCCAUGUUUUUGAAUACAUCCGUUCUGAGACAUACAAGUACCUCUAUGGCAGACACAUGCAGGCAAACCCAGAACCUCCGAAGAAGAAUAAUGACAAAUCCAAAAAGAUCAGCCGGAAACCCCUGACAGCCAAGAACAGAUAAGAAGUUGCCAUCAGUUGGACUUCCCUCCUCUCACCAGCCCUAUCCUCUCUCAUGCAGCCGUGUGACCUUUGUUUUUUCCUUUUCACUUCUGUCUCUCUAGUACUUUCCACCUUGCCUUUUGAUCCCUUUGGUAGGUGGUAGAUUGUUGUAAGGCCUUAAUACCUUUUCCAUUUGUUUCUUUAAAAUUGCCAAAGGCAGGGAACAAAGCUCUUAUUCAACUGCAAAUUCCAUAGUAGGCACAGAUUUCAGCUUCUUGAAUAGACAUCAGGAGGGUGCUUAUUGUCAAAAGAAUAAUUAAAAUCAUGUAACCAUUUAAAUGUCACAGUUAACACUUUUCACUCUUAUUCACGCAACUCCUUAUUUUGCUUUAUUAAAAGACUUCCUGCACCACCGAAAUAUUAUGUUAAUUUAACUUACAAAGGAUUGUAAUAAAAUCUGGAAUUCGUAUCCCACAUUGCAUCUUGACUGCAAUCCGGAACAGUCCGAUCUUGGGGUGCACACAUUCUUGUUUACUUUUCUCCCCCAAUUUCUGUAGCCAGUUUUAUCGGUUAUAAAUGAUAAACUCCCAGAGAAACUUUUCUUGAAAGAAAUGCAAAAUUAAAUCAGAGUUCGUUUCUUCUCA